Echinostoma caproni is the source of this 1320-nucleotide messenger RNA. NCBI's taxonomy places the organism in Eukaryota, Metazoa, Platyhelminthes, Trematoda, Plagiorchiida, Echinostomatidae. The record is from the annotation of a GenBank genome assembly.
AUGUUUGAUGAUGGUGAAUUGUCAGUGGAAUACUCUUCGGACGAUAACUCUGAGCCAGAUGUCGACUUGGAGAAUCAAUAUUACACUGCCAAAUCUAGAAAAGAAGAAAGUCCACUCUUAGCAUUGGAAGAAUUUCAAAAGGUACUGGACAUUGAAGCCACAGGUGCCAAAGGUGAUUGGGGCUUUCGUGCCUUGAAACAAAUGAUAAAAAUCAACUUCAAGCUGGGAAGGUUUUCUGAAAUGAUGAUUAACUACAGGACCCUCCUGACCUACAUAAAAUCUGCUGUCACCCGAAACUAUUCCGAAAAAUCCAUCAACUCCAUACUUGAUUAUGUAUCGACCUCCAAGCAAAUGGAUCUGCUUCAACAGUUCUAUACGACAACUUUGGAUGCACUCAAAGAAGCAAAAAACGAGCGACUUUGGUUCAAAACAAAUACCAAGCUAGGCAAAUUGUACUUGGAACAGGGUGACUACAUCCAGCUCCAACGGAUUGUCAAAGAACUGCGCGAAUCCUGUCAAACAAAUGAGGGUGAAGAUGACAUGAAAAAAGGCACCCAACUUUUGGAGAUCUACGCCCUCGAGAUUCAAAUGUAUACAGCACAGAAGAACAAUAAGAAGCUUAAAGCUCUUUACGAGCAGUCGCUGCAUAUCAAAUCGGCAAUACCUCAUCCCCUCAUUAUGGGAAUUAUCAGGGAAUGUGGUGGCAAAAUGCAUUUGAGAGAAGGAGAAUAUAACAAAUCUCAUACAGAUUUUUUUGAAGCUUUCAAGAAUUAUGAUGAAUCUGGAUGUCAAAGACGAACACAAUGCCUUAAAUAUCUCGUUUUGGCCAGCAUGUUGAUGAAGUCCGGAAUAAAUCCCUUUGAUUCUCAAGAAACCAAACCCUAUAAGAACGAUCCACAGAUCAUGGCGAUGACAAGUCUGGUCACAGCGUAUCAAAACAAUGAUAUAGCCGAGUUCGAGAGCAUAUUACGGCGCGAGCGGGACUCAAUCAUGGAGGAUCCGUUCAUCCGCGAGCACAUCGAGGACUUGUUGCGCAAUAUUCGUACCGAGGUCCUGAUCAAAUUGAUCCGACCGUACACGCGUAUUCGCAUUCCAUUCAUCUCGCAACAACUCAAACUCAGCGAUGCGGAGGUGGAGAGUUUACUCGUGGCUUGUAUCCUGGACAACAGUAUACAGGCAAAAAUUGACCAAGAACAACAGAUUUUGGUCUUGAGCCCGGAAGCCACAUCCGAAGCACGUUAUCAAGCGCUAGACAAACUGGCUGUUCGUUUGCGGCACUUGCAAAUCGCAAUGAGUGGUCGCUUGCCCAUUGCCAGUUGA